AUGAAGGCUUGGGCCAGUGCAGCCUCAGAUCAACCUCAGCAGUCCCAUUGUGACAUCAUUUGAGUGCCAUUUGACAUCAUUAGACUGUCAUGAUGUCACAAUCCAACCCUGUCUGAGUAUAAGAGCCUGAGCCAAUGAAAUGCAGCCCCAGACCAUCUCAGCAGACAUAUUGUGACAUCAUAAAGCAGUCAAAUGACACCUUGAAUCAUUUUGUGAAAAUGGCACCCUUGCAUGCACAUCAAAACGAUUGUAGCAAACAUAGUGCCAUCUGGAAUGAUGAAUUAAAACUGUCUAUUCAAACACAUCUUAAAACAACAUAGUCCAACAUAGUAUCAAAUAAAUCUGGAACUGAAGGGAAACUCUAUUCAUACACUGUCUGUCAUUUGGCGCGCCAUCCAGGCUGACUUGUUUGCGCAACAUUUUGAAACAGUAUGGAAGUAAUUUACUGUGCUGUAGCUUUAGGAAAACAGCUGUAGAGACUUCAUGAAAUCAGCCAUGGCCUGGCUUGAGAACAUCUCCUGAGAUUGCUCUUGGCUGCUAAGAGAAACCCUUUCGACAUGGCCAUGGGUGUAUCCUCCUUUUAGCCUGAAUCUCACUCUACAAAUGAAAAAUAAGUCACACACUCCUCUCUCCUUGCUGAGACCCACUCUGCCUUAUGAUGCACUAGCAGCAGCAGCACCCUGUUCAGUCUUUGUAUCAGCAAGAUAUGCGUGUGUGAUCAGUCCAUGCCAAAGGCCUGAUCAGUACAUGAUACCCAUGGGGUCAAUUCAGAGCCAUCACCUUCUAUCCCACUCGGAUUUGUAUAGGAGUGUUAGAGAUUUCUCUGCUCGUAUGUUGUUGUUUUGAAUUGAUUCGUUUCUCAAUGUUAUAAGUUCUAAGAUUCUUUAAGAGGCCUGUCAUCUUUUCUCAUGGCAGCAUAGGUACAUGUUAUUUUUACUGAGCGAGUGGUGCACUGUUGGUGAACCCUGACCCUUCCAGGAUGGUCAUCAUACCCUGUCAGAAGCUGUUAUGGUUAGAUGAGAUCAGUAGGAGGAUCUGGUUACACAGAGUUCAGUUCACUGAGAGACAGAGCCAACCGCUGAGAACACAGAGGUCACCUCACUAGAAACUUUACUCUACUGCCACCAGUGGGCUAAGGCCCCGGCCACACAGAGACAGAAAAAACACAUGGAGAAUGCACUACGUAUCCGUCUAUUCAUCAAAAUGUCAGUUCGGUCAUCUCCGUCACCCGUCAACAAAUGAGGCAAGCCCCCAAUAGACAAACCUUUGGCACAACCUGUUUUUGAAGGAUACAACAUUUCUAUGAAGCUGGGACCUGAGCAAUCUAUCCAUCCCUCAGUUUACAUCAGCAGAAGCACCCCACACAGCCUCACAUUUAAACCCACAGCCUCAGCUAAGUCCUCUCCCACACCUCUCAGGGGAGAUAGAACCACAGAAGAGGGAGGUGGUGGGCAUGCAGCCUAAAGUAGAUGCACACACACACACACACACACAGAGAAUAGCUUAUGCAACUUUUAUAUAAUGUUGUGUAUGCCAUGGUUUUUUAAAUGAGGUUCAUCCAGUUCACUUUCAAAGGAGGAAUAUCUAUCGAUAGACGCUUCAAUGCUGAGGGUGGACACGCAAUGUUAGGAUGCGAUGCUACAUUCUAACCAUCAUGUACUAAAAUGGAAUGUCUGAGUAUAGAUAAAUAAGGAAUUAUGCCUCCUAGGUAAUGAUGUACCUUGCAAAAGUGCAUCUAAUCUCAUUGGUGUCCUCAUAGCUGAAUUCAGACCCAUUCCCAAGAUACUGUGCACUGUGCACUGUGACCCUCUCUCUCUCUCCUUCUCUCUCUCUCUCUCUCUCUCUCGCUCUCUCUCUCUCUCUCUCUCUCUCUCUCUCUCUCUCUCUCUCUCUCUCUUUUUCUUUCUCCUUCUCUUUCUCUCUCUCUCCAUGUCUCUCCCCCUGCAGACACCCUGUCUGUGUCCAGUAACGAUGCCAUCCAGCCCGGCGCCAGCCACACCCUGGGCUUCCACAGCUCCCCGGGGCCCAAGCGACCGGGCAACACGCUGAGGAAGUGGCUGACCAGCCCCGUGAGGCGCCUGAGCAGCGGCAAGGCCGACGGACACGUCAAGAAGCUGGCCCACAAGCACAAGAAGAACCGUGACGGACGCGGAAAGAACGCAGACUCUGCCGGCUCCCAGAAAGACUCGGACGACAACGCCGCCACGCCACAGGACGAGACCAUCGAGGAGGUCCGUUCGAUUGGUCACCUUCACGUUUAGUUUACCUCUUCCUCUCUGUCUCUCUAUCUUUAUCUCUCCUUCUAUCUCUCAUAUAUCACUGCCUUUCUUUCUCUUUUUCUUGAUCUAUUCAACACUAAAUCUCUCCCUAAUUUCCUUCUCUCCUUUAUUUUGAGCCGAUUGUGUUCUAUUUUGUUGUAAACUCUGUUGUCGUUGUCCCUCUACAGAGGAUGAGGAACGAGGGGCUGAGCAGUGGGACUCUGUCCAAGUCCUCCUCCUCUGGGAUGCAGAGCUGUGGGGAGGAGGAGGGAGAGGAGGGGGCUGAUGCUGUACCCCUGCCUCCCCCCAUGGCCAUCCAACAACACAGCCUGCUGCAGGCUGACUCUCAGGACGACAAGGUGAGACUCACAGACUUAACAGGCCUCCAUGAGGUUUAGUUAGAGUAUAUCAAAGAGGGGACAAUCGUCUUUCCUGUAAAAUCUUUUGGAAAAUAAAAAGAGACAUUGGUAAAUCAAUGAAUGUAUUUCUUUUAGACCAGUUUGUCUGAAAAGGUAGAUAUUUUAUACCGAUGCAGUUUAGCUUCAUUCACUCAUCAUCACAUACCAGUUAUGGUAACUAGAGCGAUAGGCAUUUCUUUGACACUAAUAUAAUUGUUUUCUCUUCUUUUCUUAACUUUGUUUUUAACUUUACCAGCAUUAUGUUGAUUUUUGUUCUGCCUCUGUUUUGUCUCAGUUCCCGUACCUUUCCAUGUAACUGCCUACGCUCUAGUCACACUCCCCCAAUUUAGUUCCCAGCCGUCCAUCCUCAGUCAUGCUAUCUCCUCACCCUCGCUGCCCUAUGUUUUUCUAUGACUAUUGUUGCAGAUGUGACGAAUACUCCAUUUGCUGUAGUUAGUGAAGUUUGACUAGAACUGACUGACUACCCCUUUAAAGACCUGGCCUUGUUUAGUUUAGCCUGUUGCUAUCGUUUUUGCCGGACUAGCUGUGCUUGUGACUGGCCUGUUUCCCGGGUUACCCCUGUUGUAAUGGAGUAUUUAACAGCACAUGUACAUUGUUCAGUCAUGUGCUCCACUGUGGUGCAAGUGCUCAGAACCUCGCUCCAACCAACCCCAACCCCUGCCUCGUCCCCUGUAUCCUCCAUGCUAGCCUGGCCCCCACUAGGCCCCUAUUUGGCCCUGAUUAGGGAGACCACACCCAUUCCUUAUGGCGACAUUUGGAAUGUCGGGCGGGGUCAAAACACGUCAAUGGUGAGCUUCUCUAAGAAAUGAAUGUAUGAUGCGGUGAUGUCAUCAUGUACUGUAAUAUGUGUAAUAUGUAGAAAACUAUUGAAUACAGUGACAAAUACUUUCCAGAGCAUAUUAAUCAAAUGUAGAGUGUAAACAUUAAACCACAUCCACCCCCCCCCCCCCUCUCUCUCUCUCUCUCUCUCUCUCUCUCUCUCUCUCUCUCUCUCUCUCUCUCUCUCUCUCUGUCUGUCUCUCUGUGUCUGUCUGUCUGUCUCUCUCCCUCCCAGGCGGCCUCUCGUCUAUCGGGCCGACCCAGUAGUUCAGAGACACCCAGUGCGGCUGAGCUGGUCAGUGCCAUCGAGGAGCUGGUCAAGAGUAAGAUGGUAAGUCCCAGCCAUCCAUCUGUCUACCACAGUGCUGUCAGUUACGCACGCACACACACACACACUGCCAGCUCAGCUCAGGCCAGUCUGGUGCCAGGGUGGAUGUGACGUGUAAUGGUGCCAUGGCCAUGGCCCACCAGUCAUCUGUGAACCAUUUGAGUCACCACACCAACUGACUGCUUCUCUACAUAAGACCUGGCACAACACUUUAAUGCUCCCAUUACUUUGUCACACCAUCAUAGCAGCAACACCACUGCUCUCUCUGCUAGCACAGUGAUUGAAUGGAGCUCAGCUUACUCACUGCAUUUGCACAAUGAAUAUACACUAAGUGCUCUCUCUCUCUCUCUCUUUCUUUCUCUCUCUCUCUCAGUCCCUGGAGGACCGUCCCAGCUCUCUCUCUGUGGAACAAGGGGACAGCAGCAGCCCCUCCCUCAAUCCCUCCGACAACUCCCUCCUGUCCUCCUCGUCCCCCAUCGAUGAGAUGGAAGAGCGCAAGUCGGGUUUCCUCAAGAGACGCCAGUGAGUUCAGUUUCACUCCGCAACAUCUCAUACAUAGAAAUAGAAAGACUAGAAGGGUUGCCCUCCUUCAAGCUAAUGAGGCCGUAAUGGGUGGACCGGUGAUUGGCCCUUUCUAGUCAUUCUAUUUCUAUGGUCUCAUAGCCUAGAAUAUGCCCUGAGCCAUCAGAUAAAACUGUCCUGUGGUGGUCUAGCUAAUGCAAUCCUCUCACUGUUUACUUCACCUCUCUCCCCUACAGUUAUGUGUUACUGGAGCUGGUGGAGACAGAGAGGGACUAUGUGAGAGACCUGGGUUCAGUGGUGGAGGUGAGAACACAAUCUUUCUUACUUUAGGCCCAUAAGCAAUGACUCACUCCUCUCCAUCACACUCUGUUCACGUUCUAGACUUGGUCAAAGUGCUACUGUAGGUCCCGUCCACAAAACAAUUCCUAAUCCUUACUCUCCAUAUGAAUCUAGGCUCUCCAUAUGAAUCUAAAUUAACUGAAUAGGUAUAAGAAAAAUUGAACAGCUCCACCUUGCCCUCUGAACAUAGUGCGUAUAACUAUCAAAUCCUAGCAGAUCACCACAAGUGGCCUAAGGGGUUGUUUGUGGACAGGGCUAUGGAAUAGUAUUGGCUGUCCUGUGGUCACCUGAAAGUCUUAUCUCCCCUUCAGGGCUACAUCAGCAAAAUGAAGGAGGACGGCGUGCCAGACGACAUGAGGGGAAAAGACAAGAUAGUGUUUGGGAAUAUCCACCAGAUCUACGACUGGCACCGAGAGUAAGACGAGAAUAGUACCUACCUACAGGACUAGCGUUAUUAUUAGUUUGACUUUUAUAUUAGUAUACAGUGGGGGAAAAAAGUAUUUAGUCAGCCACCAAUUGUGCAAGUUCUCCCACUUAAAAAUAUGAGAGAGGCCUGUAAUUUCCAUCAUAGGUACACGUCAACUAUGACAGACAAAUUGAGAUUUUUUUUUCCAGAAAAUCACAUUGUAGGAUUUUUAAUGAAUUUAUUUGCAAAUUAUGGUGGAAAAUAAGUAUUUGGUCAUCUACAAACUAGCAAGAUUUCUGGCUCUCACAGACCUGUAACUUCUUCUUUAAGAGGCUCCUCUGUCCUCCACUCGUUACCUGUAUUAAUGGCACCUGUUUGAACUUGUGAGGCCCGUCUGAAGUUUGCUAGAGUGCAUUUGGAUGAUCCAGAAGAGGAUUGGGAGAAUGUCAUAUGGUCAGAUGAAACCAAAAUAUAACUUUUUGGUAAAAACUCAACUUGUCGUGUUUGGAGGACAAAGAAUGCUGAGUAGCAUCCAAAGAACACCAUACCUACUGUGAAGCAUGGGGGUGGAAACAUCAUGCUUUGGGGCUGUUUUUCUGCAAAGGGACCAGGACGACUGAUCCGUGUAAAGGAAAGAAUGAAUGGGGCCAUGUAUCGUGAGAUUUUGAGUGAAAACCUCCUUCCAUCAGCAAGGGCAUUGAAGAUGAAACGUGGCUGGGUCUUUCAGCAUGACAAUGAUCCCAAACACACCGCCCGGGAAACGAAGGAGUGGCUUCGUAAGAAGCAUUUCAAGGUCCUGCAGUGGCCUAGCCAGUCUCCAGAUCUCAACCCCAUAGAAAAUCUUUGGAGGGAGUUGAAAGUCUGUGUUGCCCAGCGACAGCCCCAAAACAUCACUGCUCUAGAGGAGAUCUGCAUGGAGGAAUGGGCCAAAAUACCAGCAACAGUGUGUGAAAACCUUGUGAAGACUUACAGAAAACGUUUGACCUGUGUCAUUGCCAACAAAGGGUAUAUAACAAAGUAUUGAGAAACUUUUGUUAUUGACCAAAUACUUAUUUUCCACCAUAAUUUGCAAAUAAAUUCAUUAAAAAUCCUACAAUGUGAUUUUCUGGAUUUUUUUUUCUCAUUUUGUCUGUCAUAGUUGACGUGUACCUAUGAUGAAAAUUACAGGCCUCUCUCAUCUUUUUAAGUGGGAGAACUUGCACAAUUGGUGGCUAACUAAAUGUAAAAUAUCCCACAGCAUUGAUUUCUUUCACUGUUCUCACAAUACUCUUCUCUGAUUGGCCACAGCUUCUUCCUGGGAGAGCUAGAGAAGUGUCUGGAGGAUCCUGAUAGGCUGGCUCCCCUGUUCGUCAAACAAGUAAGAGAGAUUUGAUGAUUUUCAUUGGCCAAAAUAUACUAUCAGUAGUGGAUGUCACUGUGCUGUGCAUCAUAACAAGGUUAGUGCUAUCCGAGAUCCUUGGGACGUCCCUACCCUAAACCCUAACCUUAACCCCUAACCUUAACCCCUAAACUUAACCUUAACCUUAACCCUUACCUUAACCAUUUUAAAUUUAAAUUGAAUGGGGUAGGGACGUCCCAAGGAUCCCAGAUAGCAAGGACCAUAAUACAAUUUCCUCACCAUUUCCCUUGUUUUGUUUCCUUGUUUUCCUGCUAGGAGCGACGGUUACACAUGUACAUCGUGUACUGUCAGAACAAGCCCAAAUCAGAGCACAUCGUGUCUGAGUACAUAGACACUUACUUUGAGGUAAGAAUACACACACUCACUCCACCCCACACAUAUCCCACAAGUGGGUUUAUUCCAGUCUCUCGAACGGAGCACAUACCGCAUCAUAAGAGCCUCAUUGUUUCCUGUCCUCAUACCUUGUGUUAUAUUUUUACGCAGUCUGUUUUUUUACUGUGUACAAAUAAACCUAAUGUGCUCCCUGUGGAUUUUAGGAGCUCAAGCAGCAUCUGGGCCACAGACUCCAGAUCACUGAUCUUCUCAUUAAGCCUGUGCAGCGCAUCAUGAAGUACCAGCUCCUACUGAAGGAUUUACUUAAGUUCUCCAAAAAGGCUGCAGUAGAUACUACUGAGCUGGAAGUAAGAACUACAAUCUGGGUUUGAUUUGAUGACCUUCCACCUCUAAUAGCAUGGACUAGCAUUAAUAUUGCUAUGAUUUUGUUUUUAUCUCAAAGUUAUACUUGUUAAAAAGCUGCUAUUAUGUUUUCUUUCCCUCUAAAAUUGUGUUUUCUUUCUUCUCUGUUCCCCCCAGAAAGCGGUGGAGGUCAUGUGUGUUGUGCCUAAAAGAUGCAACGACAUGAUGAACGUUGGGCGUCUCCAAGGCUUUGACGUAAGACUCUCGUGCUGUCUUCUUCAGGGAAUAGAGAAUGUAGUCUUUCAGUCCUAUCUGGCUCAGUAUAGAAGGUCAUAGCUUACUUGAAUUUGAUUUCAGCCGUUAAGCCACAUGGAUCAAAUGAUAAAUGGGAGAAGGGCUUGGGUUUGCUCUCUCUCCCCUUUUUCACUCAUUGUAUAAUAUGAUAAUAGCAUGCUUAUAAGAUUUAUAUUUCAACUGAGUGGCUAAGAAUGAGUCUGAGCUGAGGCUGUCCUCUGUCCUCCAUCCUUUUAUUUGUAUGUAUUUUAUUUAAAGGCCCAGUACUGUCAAAAUUCUGUUUUCCCUGUGUUUUAUAUCAAACUGACACUGUAAAAGUGUGACAAAAUUUGAUCAGUGUUAUUUCCUGAUAGUUGCUGAUUGAAAAUACAAUCUACACAGGACCUUCUAAUCAGCAGGUUUGCAUGUGUGGGAGUUUUGGCUUUCCGUGGUGACAUCACCAUGCGUAAAUUGGUUAAUAGACCAAUAACAAGGAGAGUUCCAAACCUCUCUGCCAAUAACAGCUGGUUUUCAGUUCACCCCUCCCCACUUAGGUCACUCCCAGACAGUCCUAGCAAAAUUCUUGUUUGAGAAAUAGUGUUUUGCUAUUAGCUACUUUUGCCCAUUUUAAUGGAAAUCUAUUACAGUAACGUACCUACUUGUUACCCAGAAAUUAUUUGAUAUUGAUAUAAAACGGCUGCAUUGGUCCUUAAACCUUUAUUUAACCAGACAGGCAAUACAUUGUUAUUCUCCCAUGCAGGGUAAGAUUGUGGCCCAAGGCAGACUGCUGCUCCAGGACACCUUCAUGGUAUCAGAUCAGGACGGGGGGCUACUCACCAGGAUGAAGGAGAGGAGGGUCUUCCUCUUCGAACAGAUCGUCAUCUUCAGCGAGCCCCUGGACAAGAAGAAAGGCUACUCCCAGCCGGGAUACCUCUUCAAGAACAGCGUCAAGGUAUGGAGCUUAGAUCGCGAUCAUCUUCCCUAAUCAAUCACACAUCAUAUUGCAGUGUGUGCAUUUUUUUGGGCUGGACAUUGCUAGGAUAGUAAUUGCUCUAAGGGCCAAAGUCAUUUGAAUAGUUGUCUGAUUCUGAAAACACUCACAUCCCCUCCUCUCUCCUGUAUCUUGUGUGUGUGUGUGUCCAGGUGAGCUGGCUGGGCCUGGAGGAGAGCACAGACGACCCCUGUAAGUUCACCCUGACCUCCCGGUCGUCCAGUGGCGGUGUGGAGACCUACGUGAUGCACUCAGCCAACCCUGGAGUCAGCCAGAUGUGGGUCCACCAGAUCACCCAGAUCCUGGAGAGCCAACGCAACUUUCUCAACGGUAAAAGAAGACACAUCACAGAUCAUCUGUCUAACUGUGUAGUGAUAUUAUGCUAGCUUCUCCCAGGUGGCAGCAUAAUCAUAUCAUAUGAUUACCCCAUGUUUCAUCUGUCUCCCUGUGUAGUCAUCCACUCCAUAGAAUUGGUCAACUUUCUGAGAAAAUAAGUGUUUACAACACACCAUAAUAUGAACUAUAGCAUGAUGUACUGGAAUGCAAAAUGCAAAGAAUGUUUUUAAAUUUGUUUCAUAGCUAGACAGUGUGUACUCAUACCACUGAGUUGACGCUUUCUCUCCGUCUCUCUCUCUCUCUCAAUUCAAUUUCAAUUCAAUUUAAUUUCAAUUCAAUUCAAUUUAAGGGCUUUAUUGUCAUGGGAAACGUGUGUUAACAUUGCCAAAGCAAGGGAAGUAGAUAGUAAACAAAAGUGAAAUAAACAAUAAAUAUUAACAGUAAACAUUACACUCAGAAGUUUCAAAAGAAUAAAGACAUUUCAAAUGUCAUAUUAUGUAUAUAUACAGUGUUGUAACAAUGUGCAAAUAGUUAAAGUACAAAUGGGAAAAUAAAUAAACAUAAAUAUGGGUUGUAUUUACAAUGGUGUUUGUUCUUCACUGGUUGCCCUUUUCUUGUGGCAACAGGUCACAAAUCUUGCAGCUGUGAUGGCACACUGUGGUUUUUCACCCAGUAGAUAAGGGAGUUUAUCAAAAUUGGGUUUGUUUUCAAAUUCUUUGUGGAUCGCUGUAAUCUGAGGGAAAUAUGUGUCUCUAAUAUGGUCAUACAUUUGGCAGGAGGUUGGGAAGUGCAGCUCAGUUUCCACCUCGUUUUGUGGGCAGUGUGCACAUAGCCUGUCUUCUCUUGAGAGCCAGGUCUGCCUACGGCGGCCUUUCUCAAUAGCAAGGCUAUUGUACAUAGUCAAAGCUUUCCUUAAGUUUGGGUCAGUCACAGUGGUCAGGUAUUCUGCCACUGUGUACUCUCUGUUUAGGGCCAAAUAGCAUUCUAGUUUGCUCUGUUUUUUUGUUUGUUCUUUCCAAUGUGUCAAGUAAUUCUCUUUUUGUUUUCUCAUGAUUUGGUUGGGUCUAAUUGUGUUGUUGUUGUUGUCCUGGGGCUGUGUGGGGUCUCUCUCUCUCUCUCUCUCUCUCUCUCUCUCUCUCUCUCUCUCUCUCUCUCUCUCUCUCUCUCUCUCUCUCUCUCUCUCUUUGUGUCCCCCAGCACUGACAUCCCCUAUCGAGUACCAGAGGAACCACGUGGGGGCCAGUGGACCAGGCCUGGGGGCCCCCAGCAGCAGCAGUGGCCUGGCAGGAGGCGGCUGCAGCAGCUCCGCAGUAGGCCCUGGAAGUAACUCUCUGUGUGGCCCCCAGAGUCGCCGGCCAUCGCGCAUCCCCCAGCCCUCCUCCCGCAUCCCACAGCCUGUCCACCACCACCACCCCCCGGGCCCUGACGGCCCGGAAAGGACAGCAGGUACGUGGUCCCGACAGCCCCUUUCCUCCUCCCCCUCCCCCCAGCCCCCCUGCCCUCCUGACCCUGCAGAGGGGGACCUGGGGCCCCAAGAUGUCCCCAAGAUGCGAGUGCUGGAGGGUCCCCGGCCCCGCAGCAGAACCAGCAGCAACAGCAAUGGCAAGUCCUUGGGCUUUGCUGAGGGCAGCUUCAAGGAGAGCUAUCCUGGGGAGGACCCUCCUCAGACCCCCAUCCCACGGCUGGCUGUGGCCCCUCUGAAUCUGGCCAAGCCUCGGGUAGGGACGGUCUCUCCAUUGACCUCCCCCAUAAAGGAGGGAUUCAUCCCAGGCAGCCCAGCCCAGAAAGUCUCCUUUUACUGGGCCACUGCGGUCCCAGCCUCCCCAGCUAGCCGGCCUUUCUCCUUCUCCUACCCCAGUGAUAGUGGAGACUCGACCCUGGGCCACAGGGAGAGCCACAAACACCGCCACUCCACCCACAGCAAGGACAUAGACCGCAUGAGCACAUGCUCCUCCACCAGUGAGCAGUCCAUACAGUCUACCCAGAGCAACGGGGUAAGAGCCCUACUUGAGUCCCAGGCUUCUGUCCGGCUUAUUCCCUACUAACACCUUACUGGCUUGUCCUGGGUCAUCUGAACCACAAGUGCGUACUAAACUAUCUAAGUCCACUAACUUGCCUUUGGUGUGAGUUUUCAUCCUUCCUGCUCUCUUUCAAACUCUACUAACAGUGUUUUUGGCUGGUACAGCAGCUAUCUGCUACAGUAACUCUUCUUGCUGUACUGUAUGUUGGAGUCCUCUCCUCUCCCUUGGUGUUUCCAGUAUGACUCUCUGCCUCUGCUUGCCUAACUUCACACACCCACCUCUGUCUUGGCUCUAGUUUUUGCUGUCCCUUUGCUUCAGGCUAUUUUGGUCUGAACUUAAAAAACAUAAACGCAUUUACUGGGUUAAAUGCAAAUGAAUGCUGAUAUAAUGGAAGAUUGAUCUUUGACUUCGACUUCACCUGCCUGCAAGAAGAGGAGCUCUGAUAUAAAAAGAAAGGCUUGCCGUCUCUCCUGUUUUCUCUUAGCUCUUGCUCUGAUCAUGCUGCUUCUUCUCUGUCUUGGUGCUGUGGGCCUGAUGACACAUCCGUGUUCUCCUUCUCUACUUGCCUUGCCCCUGAAUACAUUUGACUCACACCAAAUGCAUUUCGCCUCACUUCAAGCUUUAUUCAGGCUCAGUCUCUCCUGAAAUGGACUGUUUCUUCUCUACGCUCACUGUCUUUGAGAGACACCCACUCCAUGUUAACUCUACUCUGUCUCUCUGACUUCUGGAUACCUUGUCUUCGCUUCUAUUUGUUGGCUACAAAUCAGAAGGUGUAUUUAUGUUACAUGUAGUAACCAGAUUUUAGUAGCUACAGUAUGACUUUCCUCACUCUUCUUUCUGAACCUUUUGUAACGAAUGCUUGGAAAUCAAAUCAAAUCAAAUUUGAUUGGUCACAUACACAUAUUUAGCAGAUGUUAUUGCGGGUGUGGCGAAUUACUCCUUCUUUGCGCAUGAGCUCUAGCAUAUAAACAGAUUAACAACAAAUGCUGCUCAUGUGCAAUCAAAUCAAAAACAUUUUAAUUUGUUUUGUCUUUUAGAGUCAUUUUCACAGAAUGCUUUGUGUGUGUGUGUGCUCGUGCAUUUGUCUGUCUGUCUGUCCGUCUCUCUCUCUCUCUUUCUCUCUAUGCCUCUCUCUUUGUGUAACCCUACCUAUAAACCCUUACUGACUCCAUUUCCUCCCCUGCCUCCCCCUCCUCCCCCAUCUUGCCCCCUGGCUCCCCCUGACUCCCCCUCCUCCCCCAUUUUGCCCCCUGGCUCCCCUUGCCCCCCCUCCUCCACUGCCCCCUCCCACCCUGCCUCCCCCUCCUCCCCCCUCCUCCAGAGUGAAAGCAGUAGCAGCAGCAGCAUCAGCACCAUGCUGGUGACCCAGGACUACGUGGCCCUGAAGGAGGAUGAGAUCAGUGUUUCCCAGGGCGAGGUGGUCCAGAUGCUGGCCUCCAAUCAGCAGAACAUGUUCCUGGUGUUCCGGGCCGCCACCGAGCAGGGCCCUGCCGCCGAGGGCUGGAUCCCCGGCUACGUUCUGGGUCACACCUCCACCAUCAUCCCCGACCUCCCCGAAGGAACCAUCAAGUAAGAUACAGACACUGCUGCUACUCCAUGUACCAACCUGAAUGAAUGAAAAGCUUUAUCUUCCCAAAGAUAAUUACAUUUUCACAUCAUGAGCUCUGCCAUCAUAAAAGUGAAACAGUAGACACAGAUGUAGAAAUCAUAAGCUAAUCUUUUCUCUUCCUUUCCUCUUUCUGUCUGUUUCUCUUGUCUGGAGCAGGAAGUCAUCCUCGUGGCACACAGCUCUCCGCAUCAGGAAAAAGUCUGAGAAGAGAGACAAGGAGACCAGGAAGGAAAAUAAGAUGGAAAACGGCUACCGCAAGUCUCAAGACUGUCUGACUAAUAAAGUUUCUGUAAAGGUAGAGUUUAUUUGAUAAUCACCUGUAUGGCUGUAAGACUUAAAGCCCCAUUUAAUGGAUUCAUGUUGUAAUUAUUUAAUGUCUGUGUGGUCAAGCUAAUUUGGAGAAUAAACUUAUUUGUGUUCAUAUUUUUCUUUCAGCUUCUAAAUCCCAACUACAUCUACGAUGGUAUGUAUACAUUUAAAUGCUUUUGCAUGGGCUUUACUAUACAUUAAAUGAAUGACAUCUAUAUUUUCACAAAGCAGUGGUUCAGUAAGGCAAGUUUGUAUUGUCUUGUAUUGUACUGCGUACUUUCUAUUGUCUAUUGGUAGCUCAGAUUGGGAUUGUGUAGUUUGCAUUUAAGUAUCCUCCUCCCAGCCAGAACAGUGCAUAGUGCAGGAGCCUAUCUCCUGUUUCUGUAGCGUGAGGCAGCUUGAAAAAAUAAAGUACAACCCCUGGACAGGACGCUAGUAUAUCGCAAGGCUAGUUUGCAUGUGACAUAGUCAAACUCACGUGUCCUCUUGUCUGUCUGUCUGUCACCUCUGUAGUAUCCCCAGAGUUCCUGCUGCCCCUGAGUGAUGUGACCUGUGACCUGGGGGAGAGUGUCACUCUGAGGAGUAAGGUCUGUGGAAGACCCAAAGCCUCGGUCACCUGGAGAGGACCUGACCACAGCACUUUGAGCAACAACGGACACUACAGCAUCACCUACAGGUACACAUCUGCAGUGAUGACAUUUUACAUUACAUUUUGGUCAUUCAGCUGAUACUCUUCUCCAGAGUGAUCAUUGCAAUGCGUUAGAAUGACUUAGCUGUUGGAAGACAACGUUCUGUUGUAGUUGUAUUCAAGUCAAUGUUGCUAUUAUUGAAACUUACCUUGUGACUUCCCUUCUCUCUCUGCAGUGACACGGGCGAGGCAACUCUCCGGAUCAUGGGUGUGUCUGUGGAGGAUGACGGGGUGUACACCUGUGUUGCCACCAAUGUAGUGGGCAGCGUGUCAUCCUCUGCCAGCCUCAGAGUCUCAGGUUAGUCACUGUUGAGUUAAAUUAAGUUGAGUUGAGUUGUAGACUCCUGUGGGGGUACAGUAUAUCCUCUAUAUUCACACUACUUACACACAGAAUAUGAAUUCUUCAGUACUUUUGCAUUUUAACAUGAAAUGUUUCUAUUUUCCCAGAGGCCUCCGACGAUGGGAGUGAAGUGAUCUGGAAGAACAACUUUGAGUCCUUCUACACAGAGAUCACAGAACUGGGCAGGGGAAGGUUCUCAGUGGCUAAGCGCUGUGACCAGCGUGGGAGCAAGCGUGCCGUAGCAGCCAAACAUGUCAACAAGCGGUUGAUGCGGCGUGAGCAGGUGCUCCAGGAACUGAGCAUACUACAGUGUCUGGAACACCCCCACCUGGUCGGCCUGCUGGACACCUUCGAGACAGCCACCAGCUACGUGCUAGUGCUGGAGAUGUACGUUAGUAAAAACCGUGGAUGCGUCCCAAAUGGCACCCUAUUCCUUAUAUAGUGCACUACUUUUAACUGAUCAAAAGUAGUACACUACAGAGGGAAUAGGUACCAUUUGGGACGCAUACACUGUAUGCAUUAUGAUUAUUGAGUAAAAUUUGAAUUAGAAUUCCUGAAUUGAAAUAGAAUAGCCCUCGUGUACAUCUACCAAAUCGGUGGGCUAAGGUUGUCUCUCUCUGGUGCUUUGUGUCUGCAGGGCCGAUCAAGGUCGUCUCCUGGACUACAUAGUCAGCUGGGGUAACCUCACUGAAGAGAAGGUGGCCUUGUACCUUAGGGACAUUCUAGAAGCUUUACACUACCUGCAUAGCUGGAGGAUAGCUCACUUGGACUUGAAGGUGAGUCACAGAGACUGUGACAUGUAGGAGUUCAAUUUGAUUUUGUACUGUAUGAAACAGUAUGAUGUCUAACUGAUUGUUCUUAAGCAAAGCUAAUACUCCCAUCAUGGGUCAAUUCUUAAUCAUAUCUUUCUUUGCGUGUAUCUGCGUGUGUAUCUGGGUGGGUAUCGGUGUGUAUCCCUUUAGCCUGAGAACGUGUUAGUGGAGCAGACCUCUGCCCAGCCUGUGGUCAAGCUGACAGACUUCGGGGACGCCGUCCAGCUGAACAGCGGCCACUACAUCCACCCUCUACUGGGCAGCCCAGAAUUCUCAGCCCCGGAGCUGGUCCUGGGCCAGCCUGUCUCCCUGACCUCUGACCUCUGGAGCCUGGGGGUUGUGACAUAUGUGGUGCUGAGCGGGGCAUCUCCCUUCCUGGACGAGAGCGCUGAGGAGACAUGCCUGAACAUCUGUCGUCUGGACUUCAGCUUCCCCCAUGACUACUUCCAGGGUGUGAGCCAGGCGGCCAGGGACUUUGUGUGUCUCCUCCUACAGGGCGAGCCGGACCGGAGACCUUCGGCCACCGCAUGCCUUCAGGAGCCCUGGCUGCAGCCAUGGGACUCCCACCACCACCAAAACCAACACCCAGGAUGCAUCGACACUUCCAGACUCAUCUCCUUCAUCGAGCGGCGGAAACACCAGAACGACGUCAGGCCCAUGGGCAGCAUCAAGACCUUCCUUCACAGCAGACUCCUCAACCAGAUAUGA
Molecule: messenger RNA, 15252 nt
Organism: Coregonus sp. 'balchen'
Lineage: Eukaryota; Metazoa; Chordata; Actinopteri; Salmoniformes; Salmonidae
Source: the annotation of a GenBank genome assembly